Fusarium keratoplasticum is the source of this 441-nucleotide messenger RNA. RefSeq lists its product as uncharacterized. Bases 1 to 441 code for a protein of 146 amino acids. The transcript has 2 exons. NCBI's taxonomy places the organism in Eukaryota, Fungi, Ascomycota, Sordariomycetes, Hypocreales, Nectriaceae. The record is from RefSeq and is a predicted model, not a curated record.
AUGGCUUCUGAUCUCAUGGACAAGCUCAAGGAGACGCUCCAGCCCACGGGCGAGGAGUCUCACGGGGUGCACUUUGGAGAAAGCCAGCAAACCGAGCAACGAGAGUCUGUUCCUAGCAAUACCCGUACUGAGAAUCUCGAGUCGACGCGGGUUGAACAAACGCAACAGACUGAAGGUGUUAGAACGGGAGACGAGAUCCAGUCGCUUGUUGAGAACGUGCCUGGUGUCCCAUCUACCCAAGCAAAGCCAGAAAGAACUGAAACUCGCCGAGAAGAAAUCCACCAGGCCUCUCGAGACCCAUGUGACGCGGCCCAGGCCCCCCCCUCGGCCCUGAGGCAGCACGUCGGCGACCCAAGCAUCGAGCACGACUACCCCGAGGACAGCACAACGCGACGGCACUCUUCCGUGAGCCACCAGGAGGCGCACUACAACCUGGGGUGA